Penicillium malachiteum is the source of this 900-nucleotide messenger RNA. RefSeq names its product amidohydrolase 2. The transcript has a single exon. Lineage: Eukaryota; Fungi; Ascomycota; Eurotiomycetes; Eurotiales; Aspergillaceae. Gene Ontology annotation, molecular function: hydrolase activity. The record is from RefSeq and is a predicted model, not a curated record. Bases 1 to 900 code for a protein of 299 amino acids.
AUGGCUGAGCUUGUGCCAGAAGGCGGUUGGGACACCCACAUCCAUGUCUUUGAUCCCAAAAAGUUCCCCUAUGCCGUACCACGGUCUUACACACCCCAGUCCGCUCAGAUUGUGGAAUACCCCACUUCAACAACGGGAUGUAAGAAUAUCGUGAUCGUUCAGGCCUCAAUGCAAGGCGUUUCCCCAGCCCCAUUGCUUGAUGCACUUGCCCAGCAAAUUGAAAUGGACGGAUACAAUCUCCGUGGGCUCACCACUAUCGACCCUGCUCUAAUCACCGAUGCCGAAUUGGAUGCACUCCAUGCAGCUGGCGUGCGUGGUGCUCGGCUGCAUGAAAUGUCCUGGGGUCAUGGGAAGCAGAACAAUGCCGAUGUCAUUGCAAAGAAGAUCGAUGCGCUGGCUCAACGUUUAGCUCGACUCGGAUGGGCAAUCGGGGUUUUCUGCCCUGUUGGCGCCUGGGCUGCUAUGGCUGACAUGAUUCGUGCUAUGGACCCACGGAUCAAGAUGGUCGCAGAUCAUUUCGGAGGAACAUUCCCUGGAGAGGAAGACUCUCCAGCCUUUGCAACUUUCCUCGAGUUAGUGCGAGAGAAGAAGGUCUGGGUCAAGGUUUCAGGGUUUGAACGUCUAUACCAUGGACAUCUCGCUGAGAUGGAGGCUAUUGAACCGAUAGCAAAGGCAGUCAUUGAAGCUGGACCGGAUCAAAUUGUGUUUGGUACAGACUGGCCGCAUACUCAGCUGGGAGUUACGCGAAAAGGUAAAACUGAUCACCAGAGAUUGAAGGAAGUCGAGGGAUUUCGCACUGUCAAUGAUGAUGUGCAUAUUCGAAAGCUUCGUGAAUGGAUCCCUAGCGAUGUGGUUUGGAAUAAACUAUGGGUGGAGAAUCCGAACCGACUGUUCUUUUAA